AAUAAAAGACGUGGGUUUUUAUCGCAGCCUUAUGCAUGCAGCAAAAAUAAUCAGUGCCAGAGCGUUUCAUACUUUUCUUUAAGUAUAAAUUAAGUAUUUUAAAUCUUUAUGAGCUGCGAAUUGCUGAGCACAAAAUCUUAAUGUAUUUACGUAACUGCCAAAUAGUAUUUUUCUAAAUAUGGUUUUGUUUUGGCUCGCUUGGUCCAUCAUCGUCGUUCUAAACGCUCGUGUUUCCAAAGGGCUGUCAAUCCCCUUCCCGGUCACUUUCGGAAGCCCUGGGGACAAUGUGACCAUCUACAGUAAUUUCAGAGCGAUUUACAGGUCUUUCUUGAGUGUUAGCUGGUACCGUGUGAAGCCGGAUGGAGGGAUGGAGCACAAAAUGUACUUCAGCUCUUAUAGCUCCCAGUACGGCCGGUACAGAGGAACACUGCCCCAGAACUCCCCCAAUGUCAGUCUGACAAUCUACAAUGUGACAGCAGAAGAUUCUGGCCAAUACUUCCCAGUGGUGCUCAACAGCAUGAGAUUCUCACCUGGGACCAUGGCAGUUCUGUCCAUAACAGAUCGCAAGGAAAAACCAACUCUCCGUGUGUUUGUGAGUCAAAAGUCAGACAACAGGACAGAUAUUCUCUGCGAACUGAGAGGACAAGGGCCGGACCGGACAGGCCCCGAGUGGGAAACAGAGGGCAUUUCUGGAGCAGAAAUCAAAACGGGAGAAGCCAUAGAUUACAGUGGUGUAUUUACCAGAAUAUCCAUCCUCUCUGUUUCCUCGAAUAGCGGGCCUCUUACUGUAACAUGUGUAAAUCAAAAAAACACGCCCACGAUCAGAAGAAGUAUAAUAAUCCGGCAGAAAGAUGAUGUCUUUUCCUGGCUGCUGUACCUGUUUCCUCUGUGUUCAGUGCUGAUUCUAGCAACCAUAAUUAGUGCGGUGCAGGUCUGCUGGAGAAAUUGAGCACACACAUUAUUGAUUCCUCAUGAGAUGCUGCAACUGAAGGAAACGUAGACAUGAACUUGAUCUCUUCUGAAGCAUUUAUGUCUCAGUUUUCUGUUUUUAAGAACCAUUUUAUGUUCUGUAAUGAAUGAUUGUCAUAUAAAGAUAUUCAGUGAGUUUUAAGUUCUCUGGCUCUGGAUCUCAAGGAGCUGCAGAACACGGUGUUGUAGCUGGAGAUGCUGGUACACGAAGCAGCUACUAAAAAUUUGUAUUGAAAAUUAAAUCAGUUGUGAAUGUAUUUUAGUAGAACUGUACUUCAUAUAAAGAAU
Molecule: messenger RNA, 1257 nt
Organism: Scleropages formosus (Asian bonytongue)
Lineage: Eukaryota; Metazoa; Chordata; Actinopteri; Osteoglossiformes; Osteoglossidae
Exons: 5
Coding region: 179-949 (256 amino acids)
Source: RefSeq, a predicted model, not a curated record